AUGGUGAAAGCAUCACCAGGCACCAAGACGGGCCCCCGGACCGACCCGGAAGCCAUCGAGCGUAGACGGAUGCAGAACCGCCUGGCACAACGCAAAAGAAGACUGAAACGUGCGCAGAUGGCAAGAGAAGAAAAGGAAAGACAACAACGUCUUCAAGCAGCCCAGGCAGCGUCUCAACUUACUUUGAUCAACGACGGUUACCACCUGUCUCUGAACCAACGUCCAGUCUACCACGCCCAGCAAACGAAGCUUCUCCAACCGGUUGUGAAUAGCCACUUUGAUUAUACGCCGCCUCAGUUUGAAGAUAUAUUCUCGUCCUCUCCAUACUUUCCGCAAACAUAUAUACCGCCAUUUGAGACGGAUACCUCAUUCUUUGUGAAUGGAUAUCCCUCUCCAUCACUAUCACAUGCGCCAUCCACGCCACCACUAAGUCUAUAUACACCCAGUCUCAUAGAUGAGGACUUGUCGAACAGUAUAAACGGCAACGCAAACACUGGCAGCAUAGAUCUUGACCCUCACCUAUAUCUGAGCUCACCUGCUGGUGUUUUCUCUCCCAACACCAAGCGCCAAAACCCCUGGGAUGCAUUUGGUCUCAUGCCAUUACAACCUGUACCAUCACCAGUCCUGCAGGCGGAUAGACAUCGAUCGACGUCGCUCCCUACCCCAAGAUCAGUUCCAUCUUUAUCGUCACCGCCAGCACCCACCAUGACGAGGAACCGCGCACCUACAACACCAAGCAUCGUGCAUGGAAAGGGCAUCACCUCGCCCAAUAACAACAUGGAUAUGAAUAUGAGGAUCAGCGGUCUCAACUUAUUCAACACAAGUAUCGACACCAACCCUCACGCCGCUUCCACUGCCGUCGGCACACCCAGCAAAACCGGCCUCCACAUCUCUGCCGAACAAGGCAACUCCCACGCCAUGCACCUCUUUCUAGAAUACGGCGCAGACAUAGACACCAUUGACGAAUACGGGCGCACACCACUACACUACGCCGUCACAAACAAGCACAUCGAUAUCGUGAAACUAUUAGUUGAGCGAGGCGCAACAACCACCAUCGCAGACAUCAGCGGCGUAAAUCCCAUGCAACUUGCGGCUGAAUCGGGCUCGGAAGAGAUGACCCAGAUGAUGCAUAUGAUGAUUAUGAUGACGCCGCCUGUGAUGGUGCCUGGAGCGCAGGAUAUCAAUAUGCAUUCUGGACUUGUCGUGUCCAAGUAG
Messenger RNA from Talaromyces marneffei, 1215 nucleotides. RefSeq lists its product as uncharacterized. Gene Ontology annotation, biological process: regulation of DNA-templated transcription. The transcript is spliced from 2 exons. The record is from RefSeq and is a predicted model, not a curated record. The coding region runs from base 1 to 1215 and encodes 404 amino acids. Gene Ontology annotation, molecular function: protein binding; DNA-binding transcription factor activity. NCBI's taxonomy places the organism in Eukaryota, Fungi, Ascomycota, Eurotiomycetes, Eurotiales, Trichocomaceae.